This is a messenger RNA of Rasamsonia emersonii CBS 393.64, 756 nucleotides long. RefSeq names its product Histone acetyltransferase subunit (Yaf9). The record is from RefSeq and is a predicted model, not a curated record. The transcript is spliced from 3 exons. Lineage: Eukaryota; Fungi; Ascomycota; Eurotiomycetes; Eurotiales; Trichocomaceae. The coding region runs from base 1 to 756 and encodes 251 amino acids. Gene Ontology annotation, biological process: regulation of DNA-templated transcription.
AUGCCUGCUGCCACAGGGACAAAACGCGUUCGGGGGGUUUCGGUCUUCAGACCUUUUGUGUAUGGCAGCGAGGCACAGCCCUUCGACCCCGAGAAUCGACCGCCCCACGCUCCUCCGGACCACACCCAUCAAUGGCGCGUCUAUGUGAAAGGGGUCAACGACGAGGACAUUUCUUACUGGUUGAAGAAGGUCCAGUUCAAGCUGCAUGAGACGUACGCACAGGCGGUGCGCACGGUUGAACAGCCUCCGUUCGAGAUCACCGAAACGGGAUGGGGUGAAUUCGAGAUCCAGAUCAAGCUCUACUUCGUCCCCGAGUCGACGGAGAAGCCUCAGACGCUAUGGCACAGCUUGAAACUGCACCCGUACGGCCCCGACAUCGAAGGCAAGAGGGAACGUAGGGAAAAGGUGAUAAGCCAGAAUUACGAGGAGAUCAUCUUCAACGAGCCGGUGGAACAGUUCUAUGACAUCCUGACGGGUGGACCCGGCCCUGCCCAGCAGCCUUCGAAGGGGAAGAGCGGCAAGAACACGAAACAGGUCCAGCAGACUGGGAGGACGGCCGAGAUUCCGCUCAACGAGACUCCGGGCAAUCCAUACAGCAGAGAAACGGAAGCCAAAGAGCUCGACCGGCUGAUAGAAGCCCAGAAGACGGUCGAGCAGAUGCUGAAGGAGGAGAAAGCAAAGCUGGUCGAACGGGAGAAGCGGUUGGCGGAGCUGAAGGCGACUGAGGGAGUGCCCGUUGUGACGAAGAAGAAAUGA